This is a messenger RNA of Harpegnathos saltator (Jerdon's jumping ant), 1205 nucleotides long. RefSeq names its product cytoplasmic phosphatidylinositol transfer protein 1 (gene rdgBbeta). Bases 151 to 1032 code for a protein of 293 amino acids. Gene Ontology annotation, molecular function: phosphatidylinositol transfer activity; phosphatidylinositol binding. Gene Ontology annotation, cellular component: cytoplasm. The transcript has 8 exons. The record is from RefSeq and is a predicted model, not a curated record. Lineage: Eukaryota; Metazoa; Arthropoda; Insecta; Hymenoptera; Formicidae. Gene Ontology annotation, biological process: phospholipid transport.
UCACGAUACGGUGAACUUCACUCACUAUGGCGGAUUGUUUAUCUGCUGAAAUUGACGCUGACUAGCGGUCUUGGAUCCUUCGUGCGAAUAUUCGAAAAGGAAAGUGUCAAUUAAUUAAUUAACAACAAGCAAGGAUCAACUUCACUGACAAUGGUUCUCACAAAAGAAUAUCGCAUUUGCAUGCCGCUUACUAAGGAGGAGUAUCGCAUUGGCCAGUUAUAUAUGAUUGCUAGACAUAGUCAUGAGCAAUCUGAUUCCGAUGAGGGAGUAGAAGUUAUAGAAAAUACCACUUGCGAAGAUCCUUUACAUGGAAAAGGCCAGUAUACAGAGAAAAGAAUCCAUCUUUCUAGUAAACUUCCUUACUGGAUACAAUCUAUCUUACCACGAAUAUUUUAUGUGACAGAAAAAGCAUGGAACUAUUAUCCUUUUACUAUUACAGAAUAUACUUGUUCCUUCAUCCCAAAGUUUCAUGUAGCAAUAAAUACACGUUAUGAAGAUAACAAUGGUUCGACAGAAAAUUGCUUAGGGUUGUCACCUAUUGAAUUGAUCCAUAGAGAAGUUGAUUUUGUGGAUAUUGCAUAUGAUGAAAUCUCUGCAAAGCAUUACAAAGAGGAGGAAGAUCCUAAAUUUUUCCAAUCAAAACGAACGGGCCGUGGUCCCUUGGUUGAAGGCUGGAGAGACAUGACACAACCCAUAAUGUGUUCCUACAAGUUGGUUCAUGCCUCAUUUGAAGUCUGGGGAAUGCAGACGCGAGUAGAAGAAUUUAUACAUAGAUGUAUCAGGGACAUCUUGUUGUUAGGCCACAGACAGGCUUUUGCCUGGAUUGACGAGUGGUAUGAUAUGAAUCUGGAAAGCGUUCGGCAAUACGAACAAAAGAUGCAAGAGGAAACAAACGAGAAGGUUAGACUGAGAAAUCAACUUGACGAAAAGCAGCUCUCUAUGGCAGGUACACCAUCCUCAUCUAUACCAACCACACCGACGGCGAAGUCACCCGCACAAUCCUCGAAUCGAUCAUGGUUUUCUUGGUCGUAGCUAUUAUUUGAGUGACAAUGAUCUUAGACUCUAUGACAGCUUUCCGAAUGAACGAAAAAAAGAAAGAAAAUAAAGAAACGAGUGACAUUCUUUAUUUCCCACGCACUACAUGCACACGUUGAAUGUCCUGAAUAAUAUGCGAGUCGUUAACGAAUAUAUAUUUUUUAAACAGA